AAAAUGAUGCAAAAGGACCAUAUCGUCCUUUCGUCUGACUGAUACGUACUCUCCACCAACUGUAUUACGAAUCUAAAAACGACAUUUUCUGAAAAGGAAAAUUUUCCAUUUGGUUUGGUUCUUCAUUUUUUUCUUCCGAUCUAUUCUAACCCGGAAAAGACGUCGAAUAUCGUCCAUGGAUUUCUUCAAGUCCGUUUUCUCGGACAGCCCAGAUCCUCCUCAACCCGAAUCCUCAUCUGGGUCUCCCAAAAAACCAUCCAACAACCAAGAACGGGAAGACCCAGAUCCGAUUUCCGCCCCGAACCAAUCCGGCGGUGGUGGUGUAUGGAGCUUCGGCGGUUUGAUCCAAACCCUAGCGACUAAAUCCGAAUCUGUCAUCGAGACCUACCGGCGGGAUUUGCAGGAGUUCGGUUCGGGUCUGAAGAAGGAGAUCGAGGUGGCUCAUGGAUCUUUGGGAACGGUUGGUCACGCCAUUGAUGAGCUUGGGAGCACGGUUUUGAAAGGGACGGCUCAGAUUAUUUCUCAAGGUAAGGAUGCAAUCCUCGCUGAUGAUCUUGAAUCCGAUUCGUCUGAUUCCAACAACACCCAAAAUUAUUACUCCCAACAGAGCUUGAAUUCGAAACGGUAUAGUAGGUUUGACGCUCAGGUUCGCGCGUUACAGGGUGAUGCUAGCACUUACUGCGAUGAGCCUGAGGAUUUGGAUGAUUAUAGUAAAUGGAAGUUAGGGUUUGUUUUGGAAGACAAAAAUGAAGAAAUUGAAGUGUUAAUUGAAGAAAAUAUGGCUGUGGAGAAUAUCUACAAGAGGGUUGUUCCGGAUAGUCUUGAUCACCAGACUUUUUGGUGUAGAUAUUUCUAUAAGAUUUUUAAGCUUAAACAAGCUGAGGACUUGAGAGCCAAUUUAGUGAAAAGGGCGAUUUCGAGGGAAGAAGAGGAGGAAUUGAGUUGGGAUGUUGAUGAUGAUGACGACGACGAGGAUGAUGCUAUGUUGAAAACGAUUGCCAAGAAAAAUGGGGAAUUGGGUAGUGAAGAUGGUGGAGAAGUGGCAAAGGAAGUGCAAUUAAGGUCCUCUAAUGAGUCCUCACUUGCUGCCUUGAAGGAAGAGAGUUCCAUAGAUACUAAUAAGAAUGUUGAGAAAACUUCUAAUGUGAAUGAGGAAAAGAGUAGCGGGGAAGAGUCUAAACAGAGUGUGCAUUCGGAAGAAGAUGGUGUUGAUACUGGUGUUGGUAAGAAAGAUUUGGUUGUAUCCAAGGCUGAUGAUAAAGUGGAUUUGAAAGGAAUGAUUGAAUCUGGUGAAUCCAGCAAAGAUAGUGACGUUACAGUUCUUUCAACUCAGCCCUCAAUACCUGAGGAGGAAGACCUUGGCUGGGAUGAGAUUGAGGAUCUUAGCAGUAUCGAUGAUAAGAAAGUGACUCAUAUUGGGAGUCCUAACAGAGCAGAGCUGCGAAAGCGGCUUAGUGCUGCGGAAGAAGAUGAGGACUUGAGCUGGGAUAUUGAAGAUGAUGAUGAACCAAGUAAAGCUUAAAACUAAAACUUCAAUUACUUAUUUUUGAAUUGUACUGCUUCUUUGUUCUGUUGGUUUAAAUGCAAAUAUGUUUAAUAAUGUAAUAUCAAUUUGUGAAGUUAAAAAGUAACUAUCAUAAUCAUGCAAUGUCAAUCAAUUCCGCUACAUUCAAAUGUGGUCAUUAUCUA
This is a messenger RNA of Humulus lupulus (European hop), 1689 nucleotides long. Its product is annotated as protein DOS2. The record is from RefSeq and is a predicted model, not a curated record. Bases 176 to 1522 code for a protein of 448 amino acids. Gene Ontology annotation, cellular component: cytoplasm. The transcript has a single exon. Lineage: Eukaryota; Viridiplantae; Streptophyta; Magnoliopsida; Rosales; Cannabaceae.